UUUGUCCCAGUCAUACCACAGCCAAGUAAACAGCCACCUGCUUGCCACCUGGGGAGUUCAGCAGUGAUCUGGCCUGUAUCUUGGCAUCCAGAAAAAGCAGAAGGUUCCUUACUGAAAGCAGAGUCAAGGAUACAGACACCACAUCUGCUUCAGCCAGCCAUCUCCCGUGAGGAGCCGACAGCCUGUGCCGGGACCCACCAGCAGUCCUUGGCCCCCGGCAGAAUGUCCAAGCCGGAUGUGAGUCAUUCUGUGCCUCCCUCUUCCUCACGGCCUAGUGUCACAGCAAAACUCAUCAAUGGAGGUGUGGCAGGGCUUGUUGGGGUGACCUGUGUGUUCCCCAUCGACUUGGCCAAGACUCGGCUGCAGAACCAGCAUGGAAAAGACAUCUACAAAGGAAUGAUAGACUGCCUGAUGAAAACUGCUAGGGCAGAAGGCUUCUUGGGCAUGUACCGAGGUGGGCUUAUCAUGCACCCCAGGGGAGGCUUGGCUUGGGCCAAAUGAAAACAGAGAGGGCAG
This is a messenger RNA of Leptonychotes weddellii (Weddell seal), 516 nucleotides long. The record is from RefSeq and is a predicted model, not a curated record. Lineage: Eukaryota; Metazoa; Chordata; Mammalia; Carnivora; Phocidae.